UUUAUGUUUUAACUUAAAGCCUCAGCUGACCCAUAAAUCUCUCUCUCUCUAUCAGUAAAUAUAUACAGUAUAAGUGAAGUUAGUGAAGAGAAAUGAUCUUUCACUUUUUGAAGUUGAAGUUGUUCCUGGUCAGGAAGUUUAAAAUAUCAACUGCAGCUCAGGAUGUGACAUCAUCAGACAUUUUUGCACAUAUCUGAGUCUAUCGAGCCCCAUAAACUGAGACACGGAAGACAAGAACUUCAUAUAUCACAAACCAAAGCAUACACAGAAAGGAAUCGCAGUGUUUCCUAACAUGGAGCUGAAGUGCACACUUAUUCUUUUUGGUUCGUUCCUGCUGUGUAGUGAGUCUCGUGAAUGUGAUGAAGGAUUCAUGAAAAUAAACAAGACCUUUGUUUUUUGUCAUAAUGAGGAUGAAGAUGAGUGUGCGACGCCGAAUCUGUGUGGUGAUAACACUCGGUGUAUCAAUACACAUGGAAGUUACUACUGCACCUGUGAUGAAGGAUUUUUCUUAGUCUCACCCAGUUUCACAUCAGAUACAGGACAGUGUGUAGAUGAGGAUGAGUGUUUGUCCUCAGUGUGUGGAGUUCACAGCGAUUGCACUAACACACCUGGCAGUUUCUUCUGCACCUGUUAUCCAGGGUUUGAUAAACUUGAGAACGGCACCUGUGCAGACAUCAAUGAGUGUGCAGAUCCAGAUGUUUGCGGCAAAAACGCCGACUGCCUCAAUUAUCCAGGCAGAUACAGCUGCAGAUGUCACCAGGGUUACAGUAACUACGGCAACGACCAGUCAAAAUGCAAGGAGAUGAUGCAGUUCUGUCACUGAGAGUCUCAUUUGUGGAAGACGACGUCUGGCGUCCAUUAUCAGAUGGACAGAGAAAUCCUUCAAAUUAUCAGCUGUGGAUCUGAUUUAAAUAAUUAAAAAUAAAUACUAAAAUAAU
Megalobrama amblycephala (Wuchang bream) is the source of this 938-nucleotide messenger RNA. Its product is annotated as adhesion G protein-coupled receptor E2-like. The coding region runs from base 293 to 823 and encodes 176 amino acids. The transcript has 6 exons. Gene Ontology annotation, molecular function: calcium ion binding. The record is from RefSeq and is a predicted model, not a curated record. Lineage: Eukaryota; Metazoa; Chordata; Actinopteri; Cypriniformes; Xenocyprididae.